AUGCAACACGAAAACUCCAAGAAUCUUCAAGGUUUAGUCCAUACCUUCGCCGCAAAUCCCUCCCUCGAAAAUCGCACAAGCACCAACGGCAAGACCGAAAGGAAAUCAAAACGACGUCACCGAGGGGGCAACGGGAAGCGUUUUCGUUGCGGCCACGAAGACUGUGGCAAGACUUACUCCCGUGCUGAACACCUUCAAAGGCAUCAGUUAAAUCAUGAUCCCAAGGAGAUAUUUUACUGUGGCACACCCGGCUGCAAUCUAUCCUUUGUCCGGAAGGAUUUGUGUGAUCGUCACAGAAAGCGUCACAAUCAGCAAUUCUUGGACCAGCAGCCUGUAGAUCCAGAUGGCGAUCAGCCCUUCGAAGUUGACGGUAGUGACUCCGGCAGCAGCACAGAUGAGAGCAGCACUCCCAUCAGCCGCCCGGAUGUGAUCCAACCAGUCUCGGGUGGAGAUGAGGGUAAAAAGCGAACGCUAAUGAAUGAACACGACUCUUCGCGCUACCAAUCUCUUCGAAACCGCUUCUCAGGCUUUUCACAUGACGCAGAUUCCCCAGUCCCGAAUCGCGACCCUGUAACACCACAAAGACCGGAAAGCGCAUUUCAUUCCGAAGUCUCCACCAACAAUGAGGAAUUACAGAGAGCUGUAGCAGAUGCCAAUGAAUAUCUGGCCCAGCCUGAUCCUAUCCAGACUUUCCCUCAGCUGUCACGCUACCAAAGUAAUGUCUCAGCUGAUAUGCUCAUAUCAAAUGUCGAGCACAACGCGUCUGAUCCCAAUCAAGUUUCCCCUUAUGGCAGCCGAAACGAUUUUCCCGCAACCCUGCCCAGACAUCAUUCUGUUUCCACCCACGCCGAGACUUUUGAGAUAGGAUCGCCCACCAUGCUUCGACAGGUUCCAAUUUCCACAGCAUUUGGCUCUGGUUUCAAUAACUUCGAGAUACCAUUCUCCACCUCGAGACUAGAGGAUCAGAAUUUUGGCAUCUCACCAUCUGCUGGUACAGAUGAAUUCACUUCGUGGCUCUUUGAUCAGAAUGGAGGUGUCUACAAUGGCCAGUCCAGUGGGGAAGUCGCCUUCUCCAACAUUUACCAACCAAACGUCUUUGGUCAAGUGUAUUCGAAUCAUUUCUCCACCCCCGAGAUCGAGAUCCCCUUCACAAAUACCUUGAGUCAAUCACUGGCUCCUAGUCAACCACCUGAGCCGCUUGCUACGACAGAGACCUCAUUACUCUCUAGCUGGAAGCGGCAAAAUCUCUUGGAGAUCCUGCAACAACGAUUCUCUGGAAGUGGCAGCUCUGGUUUCUAUGAUCGAUCUAUCAAACAACAAAUCUUCGAAGGCAAUGUCGAUGACAAUGAACACGUUCUGAGUAUGUCUUCACUCAACCGCUUCAUUGAGAACUACUGGAAGAACUUCCACGAUCAAUUCCCCAUCUUACACCAGCCAUCUUUCCUUCCAAGCUUUGUACAUGAAUACCUCCUCCUCGCGGUAGUAGUUAUGGGAGCUUCUCUACUGAACCGUUACGAAUAUGGUCCAGAUUUUGCCGAUAGAGCCGCCCAGUUGGCAAACUUCAUCGCUUGGAAUCUUCGUUGGCAAGUCUUCACGGAUCCGGACUCGUGUCCGCCCGCGAAGCUCUGGGUAUUGCAGACCCUCGCUAUUUUGGAAGUCUACGAGAAAACAAAUUCGACCAGAGCACUCCAUGAACGUGCCCAUGUUCAUUUCGCCGCGACGCUAACGUUGAUGCGAAGGGGCAGCGCCUUGGUAGGUGAUUCCACUCAGCCGGCGUUAAGGAUGGGCAUCUCGGGUGAAGCAAGUCAUGGUCUCCUGAGAGGUGAAGAGUCACCGCCUCUAGCUGAGAAGUGGUGGACGCAAUGGAUCGCUCAAGAAGCAACUCGUCGAGCCGCUUUUGGUGCGUUCCUAUUGGACUCUAUGCACGCCAUUAUGUUUGGACACGCAGCUACUAUGGUUAUUCACGAAAUUCAACUUCCACUUCCGUGUGAUGAUACUCUGUGGUCUGCCCCAACUUCCUCGGAAGUUGGUCGCAUUGAGUUUAGUCUUUACACGAAUGGCAUCAAGCCUACGACAUUUCUGACAGGCUUAAAACGCACACUGAGCUGCAGGCGUGUCAGGACCAACCCCUUUGGGCGGAUUUUACUGAUUGCCGGGCUGUUAUCAGUAUCUUGGCAUAUGCAUCAGAGAGACUUGUACGGUAAGAGCCUUGACAAGGAUAAUAUGGGAGUCCCAGAAGGAUGGAAAGCACAGCUUGUCAAAGCUCUUGAAUGGUGGAAGAAAGAUUUCGACGAAAGCCUUGCGUAUAUGAGGAGGUCGGGCAUCGAUGUCCACAAAACAGGGUUCACGCAGGAACACAUACGCACGUCUGACUCUUUCGCUUCAGUCUUGUACCACCUUGGUCACAUCGGAGUCCAAGUCGACAUGCCUGAUUUAUGCAUUCUAGCAGGUGCGAAGACCUUACUUGGACGAGUGAUCACAGUGUCUGAUCGCGAACGUGUGCACAUCAGGAUGAAAGCCUGGGCAACCUCCGCAGCAGCAAGACAUGCAGUUCACUAUAGUGUUCGCUUCAUCUGCUCUAUUCUCUUGCAAGAUGUGAAGAGUAGGAGACCGGACCACAAACACGAGAUUUCACGAUUUGAGAACAUGGAUGGCCACUCCAUCUAUAACUAUAGCGCCGCCGCCGAUUUCCUGCUACCUAGGCCAUGGGUGCUGUAUUUUUCCACCCUUGUGGUCUGGGCAUAUGGAUUCUUGUUAGAGGGACAAUUGAGACCGUUUCCCGAUAACUUACAGUACCCGCCAAUCAGACCAAGUCAGGAAAUAACCCUUGAGCCACCACAAUCGCCUCAGACUGAUCCAUUGAAAGAGAGGGAACAAGAUGCGAAAGCAUAUCUCAAGACAAUGACGAGAUUUGAAUCUCCUGCCACUCUGGAGAAGUUGUCAAUGGGACGCAACAAACUCAUUGGCCUGAUAAGCGUUGUGUCAAAGGUCCUGGAAGGUUCGAAGUGGGAACUGUUGAACGAGGCACGCGAUCGGCUCCGUGGAGCUGCAGAGUGUUUGAGGCCCACGCCCCCGACUUAG
Exophiala bonariae is the source of this 3081-nucleotide messenger RNA. RefSeq lists its product as uncharacterized. Gene Ontology annotation, biological process: DNA-templated transcription; regulation of transcription by RNA polymerase II. The transcript has 2 exons. Gene Ontology annotation, cellular component: chromatin. NCBI's taxonomy places the organism in Eukaryota, Fungi, Ascomycota, Eurotiomycetes, Chaetothyriales, Herpotrichiellaceae. Gene Ontology annotation, molecular function: DNA-binding transcription factor activity, RNA polymerase II-specific; RNA polymerase II cis-regulatory region sequence-specific DNA binding; zinc ion binding. The record is from RefSeq and is a predicted model, not a curated record. The coding region runs from base 1 to 3081 and encodes 1026 amino acids.